Saccharomycodes ludwigii is the source of this 420-nucleotide messenger RNA. It is a transcript of the gene RPL27A, whose product is annotated as 60S ribosomal protein eL27. Bases 1 to 420 code for a protein of 139 amino acids. The transcript has 2 exons. Gene Ontology annotation, molecular function: structural constituent of ribosome. The record is from RefSeq and is a predicted model, not a curated record. Gene Ontology annotation, cellular component: ribosome; cytosolic large ribosomal subunit. Gene Ontology annotation, biological process: translation. NCBI's taxonomy places the organism in Eukaryota, Fungi, Ascomycota, Saccharomycetes, Saccharomycodales, Saccharomycodaceae.
AUGGAUCGUUUUGAGCGGUUACUAUGUUAUACCAUUGGGUCUGUUGUUGUCCGCGGUCGUUACGCUGGUAAGAAAGUUGUCAUCGUUAAACCACACGAUGAAGGUUCUAAAUCCCAUCCAUUUGGCCACGCUUUAGUUGCCGGUAUUGAAAGAUAUCCAUUAAAGGUUACCAAGAAGAUGGGUGCUAAGAAGGUUGCUAAGAGAACCAAGAUUAAGCCAUUCGUCAAAGUUAUCAACUAUAACCAUUUGUUGCCAACUCGUUACACCAUGGAUGUUGAAGCUUUCAAGACUGCUAUCUCCACUGAAACUUUUGAAAACCCAACCCAAAGGGAAGAAGCUAAGAAAGUCAUCAAAAAGGCUUUUGAAGAAAGACAUCAAGCUGGUAAGAACCAAUGGUUUUUCAGUAAAUUGAACUUCUAA